CCACAAGCCCAAUCACCAAUCUCAGGCAGGACGUCCCUGAGAACAUCAGCAGCUUUUUCUUUGCUCUUGCACGGCUAAAUCUAAAAAUGUCCUGGACGCGACCUCUUCUUCUCACCUGUCUCUUUGUUUUGUCCGUCAUCACCUUGUUCCAUGGAGCCGACAGCGCCGCUGUGUCCGAUAAGAAGGCAGCCAGUCCUCAAGGUGCACUGAGGAAGAUCUUCAUGCAAGAGGCAGAUGCCUCCAGCUUCUUCAAACGGCGAGGAAAGAGGGCUGUGAAAACUCAAGAUGAGAUAAACGGUGAGGCUAUAAAUUGUGCUUAUGUGAAAACUCAUUAUGUCAAUUCAAGCGCAACCCCUUGAGCAACUGUCAACUACAAUGGACAAUCCAGAACGUUUGAUUU
Sinocyclocheilus grahami is the source of this 400-nucleotide messenger RNA. RefSeq names its product unique cartilage matrix-associated protein-like. Bases 87 to 359 code for a protein of 90 amino acids. NCBI's taxonomy places the organism in Eukaryota, Metazoa, Chordata, Actinopteri, Cypriniformes, Cyprinidae. The transcript is spliced from 3 exons. Gene Ontology annotation, biological process: regulation of osteoblast differentiation; embryonic skeletal system development. Gene Ontology annotation, cellular component: extracellular matrix. The record is from RefSeq and is a predicted model, not a curated record.